Aegilops tauschii subsp. strangulata is the source of this 892-nucleotide messenger RNA. RefSeq lists its product as uncharacterized. The record is from RefSeq and is a predicted model, not a curated record. Lineage: Eukaryota; Viridiplantae; Streptophyta; Magnoliopsida; Poales; Poaceae.
ACCAAUAUCAUGGCAGCAGAACGAGCGACGGCGGCACCCUCAUCCCUACCUCAUCGGAUACGCCACUGUCGCCAUCAACCAAAAGCCAUACACCACCGACCGGCGGCCUGUUACCCACCGCUCCGUCACGCACGCACGCACAAACCCCUCCGCGCAAGCAAGGCACCUCAGUCAGAUCUGGUGCAGCACCACCGCCGCCGCCAUCGGCCGACUAGGAUGGAACUUCUCUACUGUAGGCCUCCCCCUCCCCACCGAUCCAGACGCACCGGUCAGAUUCGCCGUCAAGAUGAGAAGAACUUGCCUGGACAGUGCCGCUACCCUGCAGCCUCGAUGCGCCCAACCCCCGGUCACCUCCUCCAUGGCCAUCCUUUCCAGAAGCAUGGAUGACGCCAGUUCUCGGACAACUUUUCCCCGCCCCUGCGAAAUUGCCUCUUUAAACAGUGGAGGUGCAUCGAUCCCAUCGUCUACAACAUGGGCUUGCUAUUGUUGCAGAUCCAUUAUCUUUCUCCUGAAGUUCAGUAGUUACUUAUCAAAGAUAGAAAGGAGAAGAUUCGAUGUCAUGCCACUCAGGCAAUUGAUUUUCGCGGUGGCGCUGCUGGUCAUAGUCUAUGACAGGAACAUUGGAUUAGAAAAAGAUUUAGUCCUUUACUAGAUUCAGUGGUUCUAAAUCUAAGUUUCAGGGAUUUACAAAGAGCAACAUUCAGGUUCACAUAUACAGGUCAUAUAGAUAGUGAUCUGUUCCAGUCCUUGGCCAUGGAGUUCAUUCUUGCAUAUGUAUUGUGCUCUUAAAUGCAAUAUUUGAUGAUGUGUCCGACAUCACCUAAUAUUUUUGUGAACACUUGUUAGAUUAUAUGGUACAUUUGAGUUUAUGCAUUAUCUUAUUUUCUUCUGA